Chiloscyllium plagiosum (whitespotted bambooshark) is the source of this 966-nucleotide messenger RNA. NCBI's taxonomy places the organism in Eukaryota, Metazoa, Chordata, Chondrichthyes, Orectolobiformes, Hemiscylliidae. The record is from RefSeq and is a predicted model, not a curated record.
AUGGAGCUCACAAAGAUCCGAAAGAUUUUCUAUCCUGUUCUUGCUGCUGUUUCUAUUCCAGUUAACCUGUUGGUGAUCUUGGUCCUACUGAGAGGAAAGUGUGGUCUGUCCCGAUGUAUCACCUGCUAUCUGCUGGCCAUGGCAUCAGCUGAUCUAACCGUUAUUCUCACUGACGUAAUCUUGAAGCAGAUUAUUCCACUUUAUUCAACAGACCCAUUUACGAAUAACAUCACCCUUUGUGGUCUCAUUGACAGCCUCACUCAUGCAGCCACAGACCUUGCUGUCUGGUUCACAGUGGCAUUUACUUUUGAUCGAUUUGUAGCCAUUUGUUGUCAGAAACUGAAAGCUAAAUAUUGUACCUGGAAAACUGCAGUGGUGAUUAUCGGAACAGUGACUGGCCUGAGCUGUCUGAAGAACAUCCCUUGGUAUUAUCGAUACGAUGCUGUUUAUUUCUUUUUCAUACCUUUGUUUUGUAUGGUUAAAUUGAGCUACUAUAGCUCACCCCAGUGGAAGGCCUUUGACCUCUUACAUCGCAUCACUACCCCACUACUCCCAUUCGUUCUGAUUGCGUUCUUCAAUGCUCUGACUGUCCGGAAUAUUUUGCUGGCGAGUAAAGCUCGCAGAAGGUUGCGGGGUCAGGGUGAUAAGGAGAAUCAGAAAGAUCCAGAAAUGGAGAACCGCAGGAAGUCUAUCCUCCUUCUCUUCAGUAUCUCUGCCAGCUUCAUAUUACUGUGGAUGACACAAGCUGUGUACACCAUUCACGAGCGAAUUACAUUAAACCACAUCAUUGAUCGGCUUCUCAAAAACCGCCUUCCAUUUGUUAUUGGGUACAUCGGGCCGAUGCUGCAGCUCCUCAGCUCCUGCAGCAACACCUGUAUUUAUGUCGUGACCCAGAGCAAAUUCAGAGAGGAUUUGAAGAAUGUGCUCACUUGUCCAUUUGUCCUUGUUCUGCUACUCGUGAAAUAA